UUCUGAAGACUGACCUGUCGCCUUUCCUCACAGUCGAAGCUGGACCUUGCCACCCAGGAUUGGAGCUCGAGCGCAAGGGACUCGGGUCGAGAACCUCCUGUUUUGCUACCUUACAUAAACAUAUGCUCCGACACCAUCUAAUAAUGUACCUUGCAAUGCAUUGGAGUUCCUCGUGCACUAGAUGUAUCGUACGUUUAGAACAUUUGAGCUAUUGUCUAUUUUACACUAGCGCCUGGUUGGACUUGUCUAGAUGUCAUCAUGUCGGUGCUUGUCCCUCACAUGCUUGUGGGAAUGAACGUCGCAAGUUUAGCGUUGUCCACCCAUCCGUCUUCCCCACUGGGAGAAAAAAAACAGCACCAAGACCAAGUUCCAACACACCACUUUCUUGAGUGCACACCGCAUUUGCUUGUGCUCGUGCUCGUGCUUUUGCUUUGCUUUGCUUGCGCUCUCCAAGGGUCCAACUCCACCUUCCUUCCUGGCCCAUUUCCAUUUUCCCUCCACCCAUCCGCACAGAGACCCGGUUCGCCAAACCUCACCGCAACCGUUUUUUUCUUCUUCUUUUCGUCUCUGUUUAUUACUCUUCAGGCUCCGAGCUGCGAACAUCAUCUUGACACAAAGACUGCAUCCUCUCGUUGGGUACAUCUGGUGACGGGCAUCAAAGAGGCACACACGCUCCUCCACAACAGAAAGCACGCACGCGACUGGAAGCAAAAGAGACGACUACCUACAACACACGAGUAGACCAGCGAGAAGCCAGAGGAAGAACGUGACAGGGGAAAAUAAACACGUAUCAACAAACUCUCUACACCAGCCCCAAUCACUCCAACA
This is a messenger RNA of Colletotrichum godetiae, 828 nucleotides long. RefSeq lists its product as uncharacterized. Bases 259 to 741 code for a protein of 160 amino acids. The record is from RefSeq and is a predicted model, not a curated record. The transcript has a single exon. NCBI's taxonomy places the organism in Eukaryota, Fungi, Ascomycota, Sordariomycetes, Glomerellales, Glomerellaceae.